Cercocebus atys (sooty mangabey) is the source of this 939-nucleotide messenger RNA. Its product is annotated as olfactory receptor 6C2. NCBI's taxonomy places the organism in Eukaryota, Metazoa, Chordata, Mammalia, Primates, Cercopithecidae. Gene Ontology annotation, cellular component: membrane. The transcript has a single exon. The record is from RefSeq and is a predicted model, not a curated record. Gene Ontology annotation, biological process: G protein-coupled receptor signaling pathway. Gene Ontology annotation, molecular function: olfactory receptor activity; G protein-coupled receptor activity. Bases 1 to 939 code for a protein of 312 amino acids.
AUGAAAAACUGUACAGUAAUAAGAACUUUUAUCCUGCUGGGACUGACAGAUGACCCACACCUGCAAGUUCUGCUUUUUAUCUUUCUAUUUCUCACCUACAUGUUGAGUGUAACAGGGAACCUGACUAUUAUCACCCUCACAUUGGUGGACCACCACCUUAAAACUCCUAUGUACUUCUUUCUCAGAAAUUUUUCCUUCUUAGAAGUCUCAUUUACUACAGUCUGUAUUCCUAGAUUCUUGUACAGUAUAUCAAUGGGGGACAAUACCAUUACCUACAAUGCUUGUGCCAGUCAAAUAUUCUUUGUUAUUCUCUUUGGAGCAACACAAUUUUUUCUCCUGGCAGCCAUGUCCUAUGACCGCUAUGUGGCCAUCUGUAAACCCCUUCAUUAUAUGGUCAUCAUGAACAACAGGGUGUGUACCUUAUUAGUCCUCUGCUGUUGGGUGGCUGGCUUGAUGAUCAUUGUUCCACCACUGAGCUUAGGCCUCCAGCUCGAAUUCUGUGGCUCCAAUGCCAUUGAUCAUUUUAGCUGUGAUGCAGGUCCUCUCCUAAAGAUCUCAUGCUCAGAUACAUGGGUAAUAGAACAGAUAGUUAUACUUAUGGCUGUAUUUGCACUCAUUAUCACCCUAGUUUGUGUGAUUCUGUCCUACUUGUACAUAGUCAGAACAAUUCUGAGGUUCCCUUCUGUUCGGCAAAGGAAAAAGGCCUUUUCUACCUGUUCAUCCCACAUGAUUGUGGUUUCCAUUGCCUAUGGAAGCUGCAUCUUUGUCUAUAUCAAGCCCUCUGCAAAAGAUGAAGUGGCCAUAAAUAAAGGAGUUUCAGUUCUUACUACUUCUGUUGCACCCUUGUUGAAUCCCUUCAUUUAUACCUUGAGGAACGAGCAAGUGAAACAAGCUUUCAGUGACUCUGUAAAGAGGAUUGCAUUUCUCUCAAAGAAGUAG